ACGCCGGGCACCCGUAUGCAUCGCAUCGGCCAUUUUCGUUGGAGAAACGCACGCACGGGUGGUUAGCCAGGGACCAAGAUGGCAAGGUUGUUUCAGAUAGGAAUUCUUCUUCUGUUGAGCAUAUCUUCGUCGUUAGGUUUAUAUUUUCACAUUGGUGAAACAGAAAGAAAAUGUUUCAUUGAAGAAAUCCCAGACGAAACUAUGGUAAUUGGUAAUUAUAAAACGCAGCUGUACGACAAGAAUUCCAAUGACUUCAUGCCUUCCAGCCCACACAUUGGCAUGCACGUAGAAGUCAAGGACCCAGAUGGUAAGAUCAUCCUCUCCAAGGUGUACAGCUCAGAAGGCCGUUUCACAUUCACCUCACACACCCCGGGAGAACACUCCAUCUGCCUGUACUCAAACUCUACCAAGUGGUCCAUGUUUGGUGCUAACAACAAGAUGAGAAUUCACCUGGACAUUGAGGUGGGAGAACACGCCAACGAUUACAAGCAGAUAGCAGAGAAGGACAAACUGACAGAGCUCCAGCUACGAGUCAGACAGCUUCUGGAUCAAGUGGAACAGGUCCAGAAAGAGCAGAACUACCAAAGGUUUCGUGAGGAGCGCUUUAGGCAAACCAGCGAGAGCACCAAUCAGCGGGUCCUGUGGUGGUCACUCGGACAGACCGUCAUCCUCUUGGUCACCGGCUUCUGGCAGAUGAGGCAUCUCAAAGGAUUCUUCGAGGCCAAGAAGCUUGUAUAGUCGUGUUCUUUCGUCGGGGAUUUAUUAGGUGGGAUAAUUGGUGUGGGCUUAUAUAACAGACCUAAAACAUACUGACGUCACUCUUGCUGUACAUGUAUAUGUAUAUGCACACUUUCUUAUGGGGGUUGGAUGGAUCACGUCCUGUUUCACUGCCGUAGGAAAGUACACAUCUAACAAAGGGUGACGUAAUUAUGUUGUACAUGUAGGUGCAUUGGAGUAAGGGGAGUGUAACUAAAUACAAAGGCGGAUUACCUGUAUGUGGCCUCCCUCUAAAUCUCCAUGUUGAUGGUGUUGUGGUCAGUAAAUGGAUGACGGGGGACAAAUGGAACUUUGGCAAACGUCAGAAAUAUGUUGAGCACAUUGUUUGGAGUUGAGCCAAAACAACCAGGAACCAGUCAGAGAGGAUACACAAUGUGUGACAUGUUGGACAGUAAGAUUCAUUUUUUGCUAGGCAAAUGUUUGCUGUGCCUAGCAUGUGUCUGUGUCGGCAGCCCGCUGAAAUUGACCCCGGGAUGGAAAAGGUUGGAAGGAACUUUGGUGGUGUGUUGAAUGGAAUAAGGCCCAGCUCUUCCGUACUCCUAGACUUUCAUUCAUCAGAAGGGUGCCCAGAUGUGAUCCUUUUGUACCCACUUACAAAUUUGCCCAACUUUUGGCAUCUUUCAAGAGCAUUGGGAUAUAUAUAUCAACUGACCGAGAUACUAUUGACAACAGAAAACUGUGAUUUUGGGGGUGUAAAAAGCCGGGUCAUUACCAGACUGUUGAUUCGUAGCACUUUCUUCAUAAUAUGGUACAUAUUCUACACAGAAUUCCCUGUCCUCCACUGAAUUUGUUAAAUGCCCAGUUGUAAUAUAGAAAUGUAUUUGAAGAUAAUGGGGCUUGUAGAGACUAAAUUGGCAGUUAGAAAUUAUGCAAUAAUUUGUCGAGUCUGUGAAUGCAGACAAUUCUAGUCAGACAUUUAAAUUGAUAUACUUCAGCGUAUGAUGUUUUUCCCACACAAGUGCGCACACUCUUCGGUUGGUGGUAACGGUACUUUUCUCAAACGAGAAUGAUUUUGACUUCCCCGCAACCAUUUUGGUCAACAGCACCUCUCUGUUGUUAAUGUUUGAAUGUGUGAGCAACAGUGGGUCGGAUUUGGAAUACUUUCAUUUAUGAUUGACUUUUUUAAUCAUUCUUUUUUUUCCUGUUUUCUGUUAAAAAAAGUAAUUUAUCAGUAGUUUUUGUCGUUUUUGAGAAUCUGUGCUCAGUUUAAAAACUAUACUCUCGGAGGAAUUCUGCCUUGUGAAAUAAGGGCAUAAAAACCACCAAGUUAACUGAGCAGUAAUUAAACAUAGAUUUGGAAACAACAAGGGUUUACAUGUAUUUGGUCUCCAAAAUUGUCAAAAUGUUGAGUAGUUAUGUAUGGUGUAAUUACUGUCAUGUCCUGCAAAGUUCACCUUUUGUGCAUUUUGGCUGACGGUGCAUAUUUCAACUACUUGUACUUUGGAUUGUUCCUAACCUGCCAAGUUUCACCUGUUUCAUCACAAUAUCCACCUGCACGUAAUUAGACUUUUCUUUUUCUCCUUGCCAUUUCCUACUUAAUGUGUAGUUGUGUAGUGUAGAUCAUAUCAAGAACAGUAUUUUGCAUCUGUUGAUUUAGGCAGCUUUUGGUGUCUGGGAUCUCUGUAUUUACUAUUUAGUUUGAAUGAAGGUGGAUAUUAUGUGUGUAAAUUUCUAUCUUUGAGAGUAUUUUUUCCAUGUACGUGUACUGGGUUCGUUUUACCAUUCACAAAGGUAAAUUUUUGGUUUGCUUUCUGUGACCUUCCCAGCCCAGUCCAAACUUUGAAAUUUCUCUAAAAUAUCCCGCACAAAAUAACCUCUUGCAAACAUCACUGGUACUUGUAGCCAAAACUGGAUUUCAGUUUUUAAUUUAAUCAAGCAGAAUAUAUGCUAUCAAUGUAUUAACUAUCAGAAUAUACAUGCCAAAAAUUUACCUUUUUCAUGCGAAUUUUAUUGAGACUCUGAGGAAUACUUUUUCCCGCCAAAUUUGCUCAGUUUCCUUAGGAAAAUCUUUGAAGUGCACAUUAUAUGUAAGAUAUGUUUUCAGAGCAUUCACAUGACAGUUUCUUUGGUUUUAGCGCUUUAUUUAAUGCAAAUUGUCUCACAGUGAUGUGUAUGCAAUAAAGUUUUGUUGGACCUCUCAGA
Acanthaster planci (crown-of-thorns starfish) is the source of this 2919-nucleotide messenger RNA. Its product is annotated as transmembrane emp24 domain-containing protein 4-like. The record is from RefSeq and is a predicted model, not a curated record. NCBI's taxonomy places the organism in Eukaryota, Metazoa, Echinodermata, Asteroidea, Valvatida, Acanthasteridae.